Fulvia fulva is the source of this 699-nucleotide messenger RNA. Its product is annotated as N-acyl homoserine lactonase. The transcript is spliced from 3 exons. The record is from RefSeq and is a predicted model, not a curated record. NCBI's taxonomy places the organism in Eukaryota, Fungi, Ascomycota, Dothideomycetes, Mycosphaerellales, Mycosphaerellaceae. The coding region runs from base 1 to 699 and encodes 232 amino acids.
AUGUACUGCAUCCUCAUUGACCAUCCGGUCGAGGGGUGUAUACUCUGGGAGACAGGCUGUGGCAAAGACUACCCGACUGUGUGGGGACCGCAGGUCGCCGACGUCUUCACGCGAGUCAAAUACGAGCCGCGUCACGAACUGGAUGCUGCAAUUGAGGCUACUGGCCAUAAGCUCGAGGACAUCAAGAAGAUCAUCAUUAGACAUUUGCAUUUGGAUCAUGCCGGCGGCCUAGACAUGUUCCUGGACCGGAAGGACGUCGAAGUCUGGGUACAUGACCUGGAACUCAAGUCCGCCUUCUGGUCCGUCGCUACCGGUGCGGAUAUCGGGGUAUAUUUGAAGCACUACUUGAGACUGGACCUCAACUGGAAGACUUUUGAUGAAAGGGUGAUGGACUUCUGCCAAGGCAUCACUCUUCAUCACCUGCCCGGCCAUACAGAUGGGCUCAUAGGAAUGCAGAUCAACAUGCCUGAGAGCGGGACUUUCUUGUUCAUCAGUGAUCAUUGCCACGUCAUUGAGAAUUGGAGAGACGGAAUACCGCAAGGCUGGCUUGCUCGAGACCAUCCUGCUUGGUUCCGCAGUACUCAACGCCUGAAGCACAUCGAACGCCUGACGCGUGGCAAGGUCAUUCCAGGCCACGAUGAGACGACGUUCCUGGAGCUGCAGCAAGCUCAGCAGAAGCAAGGCGGCUUCUUCAUGUGA